Molecule: messenger RNA, 1030 nt
Organism: Durio zibethinus
Lineage: Eukaryota; Viridiplantae; Streptophyta; Magnoliopsida; Malvales; Malvaceae
Product: FCS-Like Zinc finger 17-like
Source: RefSeq, a predicted model, not a curated record
AUGCAAAAUGCCAAACGCGGUAACAGUAUAAUCUCACGUUUCUGUAACACCAAAAUAUACGAACAUAUGAAAAAAUAUAAACAUGUCCCCACAUUUUUUUACCAUAGCAUGAUUUGUAUUUAUUCUAAUAUGGUAAAAAAAAAGGUGGAUAUAAAUAACCAUCACUCCACUUCUGAAAUCUCUCCAUUCCCACAAAUUUUCCUCUCAUCUUCUUGUCUCUCUUUCUCUCUCUCUACUUACUGAAACAGCGAUGAUUAUGAAACUUAAGAGCCAUUUCAAGCUAGAAGGAGGCAGUGAAGAUGGCAAGAAAAACCCAAUUUGUGCAAGCUCUGACAAGAGCUCAUCAGUUGCUGUUGGGUUGAGAAUCCUUACACAAAUUCCACGGGGAAAAUCUAAUGUUGUUGUUGUUAAACCUGCAUUGAAAAUCAGCCUUCCCACCUCUAGAAAGCAUCAUGGCAAUUCCAGCCGGUUGCCAGCUGAUCAAUCUUGCUUUCUCAAGUCAUGUCAUCUAUGCCACAAGAACUUAAGCCUAGAUAAAGAAGUUUACAUGUACAGGGGUGACCAAGGCUUUUGCAGCAUACAGUGCAGGGACAGGCAAAUUGUUUUGGAUGAAAUGAGGGAACUUGAACCGUCUACAAAACAAAUGAUAGCAUCUUGUAGAAAUUGUAGCGCCACCUCCGGCCGACGAGAGACCCGUCUCCUCCUAGAGGAUCUCCGCGGGAGAAACAAAUCGCCUCAUCAAAACCAAAACCAUUGGGCAAUAGUCUCAUAACCAUAAGUUCAUACAUAUAUAAGUUGAUAACUAGGGUGUACUCGGUUUUAGUUAUUAAUUUGGAUAAUUCUUCUCCAUAAAAGAGAAGAAAAAAGAGUGAUCACGCAACUUUUUUUUUUUUUGAGAUGAGGAAUUGGAGAAGAUAAUUGAUUAAAGAUGUAAAGUGAAUGAAGAAGUGAUGGUAGCUGGGAUAUUUUUGUGACAUGUCGUUAUAGACAAGAAUGGAUAAAUAUAAUUGUAAGUUAUUGUCUUUUUUCA